GCUUCCCCCGUGGUGGUAGGCGGUGCUGGUGUUCCUCGCUCUUGUGUCUCUCGCCCUCUCCCUCCACACUCUACCUUAACUUACCGAGGACAUUAUAUUUAAUCACAGGAGUGAUGGGCAGCCCGCACGGUGCGGCGGAGGUGAGCGACGUCUUGGGGGAGGAUCACUACGUCUGUACCCUUCCCUCGGAGGUCAAGAAAAUUGCCUCCAGGGACCUGAACGAAGACGAUGCGAGCCGCGCUGCCGGUCUCCAGCAGAUGCGGAACUUCGUGAGGAGGAACCCGGCCAUCACCAAGUGCAGGCUCGAUGGGAACUUUCUGUUGCGGUUCCUGCGGAUGAAGAAGUUUCGUGUGCAGGAGUCGCAGGACCUGCUGGUGAAGUACCUCCACAUGCGGAGGGAGCAUCCGCAGUGGUUCACCGGCCUCGACGUCCGUGACCCCGACAUCGACGAACUCGUCUCUUGUGGCUAUUUCUUCGCCCUGCCAGAACGGGACGACUCCGGCCGCAGGGUGUUCCUCAACAUUGCAGGCAGGUUGGACACCACUCGCUUCAACUCCGCCCAGAUGAUGAGGACCAUGCAGAUGGGUUGUGAAUCCCUUUUAGAAGACGAGGAGAACCAAGUGCGAGGUUUCACUUAUAUCUUCGACGAGAAGGACGUUGGGUUCGCCCUCGUAGCCUUGUGGACCCCGUCAGACGUCGCCAAGGCAUUCCAGUGUUGUGAGAAGUCCGUGCCGAUGCGUCACAAGGAGAUCCACAUCCUUAACCUGCCCACCGCCCUCCACGCUGUCUUCGAAAUUACCAAGACGUUCCUCUCCGAUAAGAUCAAGAACAGGUUCCAGGUCCACAGCGACGAGGCCGGGCUGAGGCAGAGUGUUCCUACCCGGAUCCUGCCCAAGGAGUACGGCGGCACCAUCCCUAUUGCUGACAUGAUCCAGAUGUACAAGAAGGAGCUGUUGGCGGUACGAAGUCGCGUGGUGAUGCUCGACCAGAUGAACAUCAACAAGAAGCCCAAGACCAAGAAGAUCGAGAAGGCGAUCAACACCAUCCAGCGGAACUUUAAGAAACUUGACAUUGACUAAAUGGGGAUUAUUCAUAAUCUAGAAUGUGAUCUAGAAUGUGAUUUAUCUUUUUGUAAUAGUUCAACAGCUCUUAUGAGCCACUCAACCAGUUCAAAACACAGUGACACUAUUGUUGAUCAAGUGACUGUUGGAUAUCUAUUAACUUUAAGGGACUUGUGUCAUAUGGGUCGCUGAGUAGAGCGGCAGCGUUAUCCGUUCACUUGAGAAACAGAUCAUUAUUUUGUUCAAUAUAUAUAUAAUAACACCUGUAUCUAAUGGUACCGAGAAAAUAAAACUCUAAAGGCUAUGGCAGGAAAGCUUUUGACCAUCUAACAUAGAAGAUCUAAAUAGCAAUAAUAUGAGUUUUUGAAAUUGAAAAAAUCUGAAACAGAACCUUGACUGCUGUUCACGGGCUAAAAUGCAUUGCGAUGCUAAAGUUCAACCCUCGAAGAGGAGAAGGAAUGUUACCUUAUUUGUGUUGAUUCUGCCACGUUCCCAACUGUGAUAGCCGCAGAGCUGCAUCAGAGCCACGGCAUGAAGAACCAAUGGAUGUUGACCCCCAGCAGUUGGAACCAGCGGAUGUGACCAAUAGUGCCCUGAACCAGUGACGAACAGUGGCCCGCACCAACGGGUAUGGCCCGCACCAACGGGUAUGGCCCGCACCAACGGGUAUGGCCCGCACCAACGGGUAUGGCCCGCACCAACGGGUAUGGGCCGCAGUGGCCAGAACCAACGGAUGUGACCCAUAGUCUACAUGACCACCCGAUGUGAACCACGACCACCAAGACCAAUGAAUGUUGCCCGGAGUCCUGAACCCACCAAGACAAGAGGCGCUGCUCAGCCCCGGCAGCUUUCACAACGUUCUGCCGUGACUAGUGUGUUUGCAAGUUGCUCCAGUGAUAAUAAAAAAAGCUAAAUGUCAGAACGCAUAAACACCUGUUUUUUGUGAACAAAUUCUGUAAUAUUUACAUCAAAAGUCACAGUUAAUAUUUAUACUUUAAUAGCGCACUUGUGGUAUCAGCUGAUAUUUAUAUCGGUAAUGAAUAGUACUUGAAGCAUCUGAAGAUAUUUUCCAAGAAGCUGGAAGAAGUAGUCAGUGAUGUAUGAGACAUGUAUAUGUGCCACACGUCUUUAAAGGAAGCCGAACUUGGGUUCUUAUAAACAAAGACAUUAUCUCGAGUAUGGCUUCUCAUUCAACAUUGGUGUGAACUGCUUUAUAAUUUUUCAAACCUGUGUAAUGAUAAGGGGGGAAAAUAACUCUUAUCUUUUGCUUUUAAUAAUCUCUUAUUAUUAUUUUUGUAUUAUUAUUUAUGUACCAAUGUGUUUCGUGAAGAGCGUCACCUUUCGUGAUGUUCAUAGCUCUUGUAUCUCGCUCUCUGGUGGCUCGUGUAGGAGCUCUCAGGGGCCAGCUCUUGUAUCUCGCUCUCUGGUGGCUCGUGUAGGAGCUCUCAGGAGCCAGCUCUUGUAUCUCGCCCUCUGGUGGCUCGUGUAGGAGCUCUCAGGGGCCAGCUCUUGUAUCUCGCCCUCUGGUGGCUCGUGUAGGAGCUCUCAGGGGCCAGCUCUUGUAUCUCGCUCUCUGGUGGCUCGUGUAGGAGCUCUCAGGGGCCAGCUCUUGUAUCUCGCUCUCUGGUGGCUCGUGUAGGAGCUCUCAGGGGCCAGCUCUUGUAUCUCGCCCUCUGGUGGCUCGUGUAGGAGCUCUCAGGAGCCAGCUCUUGUAUCUCGCCCUCUGGUGGCUCGUGUAGGAGCUCUCAGGGGCCAGCUCUUGUAUCUCGCUCUCUGGUGGCUCGUGUAGGAGCUCUCAGGGGCCAGCUCUUGUAUCUCGCCCUCUGGUGGCUCGUGUAGGAGCUCUCAGGAGCCAGCUCUUGUAUCUCGCCCUCUGGUGCCUCGUGUAGGAGCUCUCAGGGGCCAGCUCUUGUAUCUCGCCCUCUGGUGGCUCGUGUAGGAGCUCUCAGGAGCCAGCUCUUGUAUCUCGCUCUCUGGUGGCUCGUGUAGGAGCUCUCAGGAGCCAGCUCUUGUAUCUCGCUCUCUGGUGGCUCGUGUAGGAGCUCUCAGGAGCCAGCUCUUGUAUCUCGCCCUCUGGUGGCUCGUGUAGGAGCUCUCAGGGGCCAGCUCUUGUAUCUCUCCCUCUGGUUCGUAGGAACUCUCAGGGGCCAGCUCUUGUAUCUCUCCCUCUGGUUCGUAGGAACUCUCAGGGGCCAGCUCUUCUAUAUCUCCCUCUGGUUCGUAGGAACUCUCAGGGGCCAGCUCUUCUAUAUCUCCCUCUGGUUCGUAGGAACUCUCAGGGGCCAGCUCUUGCAUCUCUCCCUCUGGUGCCUAGGAACUCUCAGGGCCAGCUUCUCCUAAACGAUGUAGUGCCAUCAUACUCACCAUCUCGCGUUGUUUACAACUCGGCUCUGCACUAAGUAGCUGUAAUAUCACGAACAAAGCUGGAAGUGUUUUUAAUAUGAAUAUCAUCCCGGGAGUGCGCAUGUAGUGUUUCUUCCACGUUUUUAAUAGCGGUAAUACCAAUGGUCAACAUGUAAGAGCACAUUACACUUAUCGUAACGAACUCUAGUCAUAAUUUAGGAGUUCUUUCUUUUUGUAUGUCUUUAGUACUCGAUAUAAGGCACUCGAAACAUCCUCAACGUACAAGAAGAUGCACUCCAAAAAAGCAGAAAAGCAAGAGCGCUUCCGUGCGCUCGGCUCGCACUCAAGCGCACAAACAUACACACAAACACACACACACACACACACACACACACACACACACACACACACACACACACACACACACACACACACACACACACACACUUUGUGU
Molecule: messenger RNA, 3858 nt
Organism: Procambarus clarkii (red swamp crayfish)
Lineage: Eukaryota; Metazoa; Arthropoda; Malacostraca; Decapoda; Cambaridae
Product: clavesin-1
Cellular component (GO): membrane
Molecular function (GO): phosphatidylinositol bisphosphate binding
Source: RefSeq, a predicted model, not a curated record